Chinchilla lanigera (long-tailed chinchilla) is the source of this 2173-nucleotide messenger RNA. RefSeq names its product zinc finger protein 709-like. Gene Ontology annotation, cellular component: nucleus. Bases 44 to 1726 code for a protein of 560 amino acids. Gene Ontology annotation, biological process: regulation of transcription by RNA polymerase II. The record is from RefSeq and is a predicted model, not a curated record. Lineage: Eukaryota; Metazoa; Chordata; Mammalia; Rodentia; Chinchillidae. The transcript is spliced from 4 exons. Gene Ontology annotation, molecular function: DNA-binding transcription factor activity, RNA polymerase II-specific; RNA polymerase II cis-regulatory region sequence-specific DNA binding.
CAUGGCGUCAAUUGCGUGUCCUGAUGCUAAUACUGAGAGCUGAAUGCUUGCUAGAUCGCGUUUUGUGGCUUCUAUUCGCUGUGGCUUGUUUAAGAAAGAACCUGGGAGACGCUCAAGCCACACAAUGGAGGCAGUGACCUUUGAGGAUGUGGCUGUGAACUUCACCAAUGAUGAGUGGGCUUUGCUGAAUCCAUCCCAAAAGAAGCUCUACAGAGAUGUGAUGGGGGAAACCUUUAGGAACCUGGCUGCUAUAGGAAGAGCUGAUGAUAACCUGGAAGUUGGAAAAGAAUACAAAAAUUACUUGCGAUAUCUAAGAAAUGAAGAUGUAGGCAAAUUCUAUCAAUACAAGAAUCAAUAUGAAGAAAGAUUCCUUCAUACUGCAGAUGCUAACGUAGAUGUUAAUCAAACAGACACACAAAAUGAUGUUCAGAUCCAUGAAACAAAUCGCAGUGGAGGGAAACCCUAUGUAUGUACGCAAUGUGGGAAAGCUUUCAGCAGAAACAGUCAUUGUCAACGUCAUAAAAGAAUUCACACCGGGGAGAAACCUUAUGUAUGUAAACAGUGUGGGAAAGCUUUCACCACACGUGAACAUUAUAAAAUACAUGAAAGACUUCACACUGGGGAGAAACCCUAUGUAUGUAAGCAAUGUGGGAAAACUUUCAGGACAAACACUCAUUGUCAACGUCAUGAAAGAACUCACACUGGGGAGAAACCCUAUGUAUGUAAACAGUGUGGGAAAGCUUUCACCACAAAUGGAUAUUAUAAAAUACAUGAAAGAUUUCACACUGGAGUGAAACCGUAUGUAUGUAGGAAAUGUGGUAAAGCUUUUACCACACGUAUAUAUUGCCAAAUGCACGAAAGACUUCACACCGGGGAGAAACCUUAUGUAUGUAAGCAAUGUGGGACUGCUUUCAGUAUGAAACGUGAUUGUCGGUUACAUGAAAGAGUUCACACUGGGGAGAAACCCUAUGUAUGCAAGCAAUGUGGGAAAGCUUUCAGCAGAAACACUCAUUGUCGAAGUCAUGAAAGAACUCACUCUGGGGAGAAACCCUAUGUAUGUAAACAGUGUGGGAAAGCUUUCAGCAGAUACAAUGAUUGUAAAGUACAUGAAAGGGUUCACACUGGGGAGAAACCCUAUGUAUGUGAGCAAUGUGGGAAAGCUUUCAGCAGAAGCACUCACUGUCAAAGUCAUGUCAGAACUCACACUGGGGAGAAACCCUAUGUAUGUAAACAAUGUGGGAAAGCUUUCACUACACAUGGCUAUUGUAAAAUUCAUGAAAGAGUUCACACUGGGCAGAAACCCUAUGUAUGUAAGCAAUGUGGAAAAGCUUUUAACACAAAUAGUCAUUGGCGAAAACAUGAAAGAAUUCACACAGGGGAAAAACCCUAUGUAUGUAAGCAAUGUGGCAAAGCUUUCACCACACGCAGAGUUUGUCAAAUACAUGAAAGAGUUCACACUGGGGAGAAACCUUACAUAUGUAAGCAAUGUGGGAAAGCUUUCAGCACAAACACUCAUUGUCGAAUUCAUGAAAGAACUCACUCUGGGGAGAAGCCCUAUGUAUGUAAACAAUGUGGGAAAGCUUUCACCACACAUGGAUAUUGUAAAGUACAUGAAAGACUUCACACAGGGGGGAAACAGUAUGUAUGUAAGCAAAGCAGGGAAUCUUUCAGCAGGCAUGGUGAAUUUAAAAUACGGGAAAGAACUCUUACUGUGUAUUCUGUGUAAACAAUGUGCAAAUAGUUUCAGCACACAUGAUGCUUUUCACAUACGAAAGAACUUACUGGGGAGAAAUAGGAGUGAUAUAGGAAAGAUGCCAAUCCAUACACAUUGUUAAAUACAUGAAAGAAGCCUCACUGGGGAGAAACUUUAUAUAUGUAAGGUGAUUUUGAAAAUUCUAUGGUAAUUUUUCAUAUAAUGGCGACCUGAAGGUAGAAUUAAUACAAAAAGUUUGAGGUCAGCAUUUCUUAGCAAAUUUUCCAGAAAAUAAGAUUCCCAGGUGGAGCUGUCCUAAAGUACAUACACUGUGUGGUUUUCAGUAAGUCAUUUAUAAACAUUUAGAUUAUGUGUCAGUAGUGUUUAAUAUAAAAUAUUGAAUGACUUAAUUUUGUAUUUUUGAGUAUCUCUGGUGCUUAAUCUGUAGUGUCUUUUAAUUAAACAUUGUGAAUUGAAAAA